This is a messenger RNA of Chinchilla lanigera (long-tailed chinchilla), 1703 nucleotides long. RefSeq names its product chemokine (C-C motif) receptor 3 (gene Ccr3). The record is from RefSeq and is a predicted model, not a curated record. Gene Ontology annotation, molecular function: C-C chemokine receptor activity. The transcript is spliced from 3 exons. Gene Ontology annotation, cellular component: membrane; cytoplasm. Lineage: Eukaryota; Metazoa; Chordata; Mammalia; Rodentia; Chinchillidae. Gene Ontology annotation, biological process: immune response; inflammatory response; chemotaxis. Bases 603 to 1679 code for a protein of 358 amino acids.
GGAUGCUGCACGGCCCCAUACCUACCCUUUGGUCAUCGCCGCCCCGUCCUCUGGGCCGUUGUGCAGAUUCCUCCAGGAUUCGGGACUGACAUCCCUCCCCUCCAGACCCACACGGGCUCCUCUGUCCUUUCCCAGCAGAGACCCAAGCAGGUUUUGUAAUUCAUUCACCUGUGCACUGCCCCAAACAUGGACUUCGGUGUGUGUUGCAGGUGUCCAGCUUCACCUUGGGCAGUGCUGGCAGCAUCACUCAGCUGAGAACUGUCUGCUGCUCUCAGCCCUCAGGUGGCCUCCGGGUGCCCUUCCAGCCCUGGGUGACAGACACCUUAAGACUUCUUGUUUAGUGAAGAACCAAGCAGACAUUAAACUCCACCUGAUAAUAAGCAUCUCUGCUGUCGCUUGGAGAGAAGGCAGAUUAGCUAGAAGAUCUACCUGUAUUACUGGAUGAGCAGAAGCUUCGGGACACAAGAUGACCAAGUCCCAGGGAUCUGCGGCACAGUGAGGUGCCCACAGCCAUGGAGGCUGUGAUACUGCUGGCAGGGUAAGAACAGAUUGAAACACCACUGGAGUUGGUCAUUUAGGAGACAUUACCAGGGACCAGUGGGAUGGAGACCUACCCAGAGGAAGCAGAGCUGGAGGCUGAGUUCUAUAGGACCACAACCUAUGACUAUGUGUUUGCAUUGCCUUGUUUCAAAGUCAGCAUCAGGGAUUUGGGGGCCCAGUUCCUACCCCCACUGUAUUCCCUGGUGUUCAUUGUUGGCCUCCUGGGAAACAUGGUGGUCAUAGUGAUCCUCACAAAGUACAGGAGGCUUGGAAUCAUGACCAACAUCUACCUGCUCAACUUGGCCAUUUCUGACCUGCUCUUCCUCUUCACACUUCCCUUCUGGAUUUCCUAUGUUGCAUUGAAUAAGUGGGUGUUUGGACAUUUCAUGUGCAAGUUCCUGUCUGGCCUCUACUACGUGGGCUUGUACGGUGAGAUCUUCUUCAUCAUCCUGCUGACCAUUGACAGGUACCUGGCCAUCGUCCAUGCUGUGUUUGCCCUGCGAGCCCGGACUGUGACUUUUGGUGUCAUAACCAGUGUCAUCACCUGGGGCCUGGCAGGGCUAGCUGCCCUCCCUGAAUUCAUCUUCCAUGGGACCCAUGAGCACUUUGAAGAAUUUGUCUGUGGUCCUGUUUACCCAGAGGAGGAAGAAGACCACUGGAAGCGUUUCCAAGCUCUCAGGAUGAACAUUUUUGGUCUCGCACUCCCUCUGCUCCUUAUGGUUUUCUGCUACACGGGAAUCAUUAAAACCCUGCUGCGAUGUCCCAAUAAGAAAAAGUACAAGGCCAUCCGGCUCAUUUUUGUCAUAAUGGUCGUCUUUUUUAUUUUCUGGACACCUUACAACCUGGUUCUCCUUCUCUCUGCCUUUGAAGUGACCUUGUUGAACAACUGUGAGCAGAACAAACAGCUGGACAUGGCCCUGCAGGUGACAGAGGUGAUCGCCCACACCCACUGCUGUGUCAACCCCAUCAUCUAUGCCUUCGUGGGAGAGAGGUUCCGGAAAUACCUGCGCCACUUCUUCCACAGGAAUGUGGCUGUGCACUUGAGCAAAUACAUCCCCUUCCUCCCCAGUGAGAAACUGGAAAGAAGCAGCUCCAUUUCUCCAUCAUCGGGGGACCCAGAACUCUCCGUUGUGUUUUAGAUCUGGUGCAGAAAGCCUCCUAAA